CGACGCACAAGAUGGCGGCCCCGAUGGCCAGGGGCAAGUGGUUGCGGCUCGGCCUUUGGCUCUAGCGUGGGGCUGGGGGCCGAGACUCGUUGCUCAGGUGACGUGUAGUCAGGGCGGCGCCGCCGCCGGGCUCCGUGCGGUGCAAGGCCCGCUUGCUGCUAUCCCCAAACCCCGCCGCCUCACCAGGCUUGUCCCGGGGCGGAACCAAAGGAAGGUCAGGCCCUGCAGCCCCUCCCCGUCCUGUCCUCCCUGGCCCCGGGCGGUCACUGUGGGCAGCUCACUUAAGAGUUGAACUUCAACCACGUGCAGCUUCCAUGGCGGCCUUGGAGGCCCUGGGGGAGAAGAUUAACAUCCUGGAGGCAGAGACUGUUAAGGUUGGGGAGAGGGACCCACUGGGGAACGACUGUCCGGAGCAGGGCAGGUUACCACAGCGCUCCUGGAGGCAGAAGUGCGCCUCCUACGUGCUGGCCUUGAGGCCCUGGAGCUUCAGUGCCUCGCUCACCCCAGUGGCCCUGGGCAGUGCUCUGGCAUACAGAUCUCACGGCGUCCUGGAUCCCAGGCUGUUGGUGGGUUGUGCCGUGGCUGUCCUGGCUGUGCACGGGGCUGGCAAUUUGGUCAACACUUACUAUGACUUUUCCAAGGGUAUUGACCACAAAAAGAGUGAUGAUAGGACGCUAGUUGACCGAAUCUUGGAGCCCCAGGAUGUUGUUUGGUUUGGAGUCUUCCUGUACACCUUGGGCUGUGUCUGUGCCGCAUGCCUCUACUCCCUGUCCCCUCUGAAGCUGGAGCACUUGGCUCUCAUCUACUUUGGAGGCCUGUCUGGCUCCUUUCUCUACACAGGAGGAAUUGGAUUCAAGUAUGUGGCUCUGGGAGACCUCAUCAUCCUCAUCACCUUUGGCCCGCUGGCUGUGAUGUUCGCCUACGCCGUCCAGGUGGGAUCCCUGGCCAUCUUUCCACUGGUCUAUGCCAUCCCCCUUGCUCUUAGCACCGAGGCCAUUCUCCAUUCCAACAACACCAGGGACAUGGAGUCCGACCGGGAGGCCGGCAUUGUCACACUUGCCAUCCUCAUCGGCCCCACCUUCUCCUACAUUCUCUACAACACGCUGCUCUUCCUGCCCUACCUGGUCUUCAGCAUCCUGGCCAUUCACUGCAGCAUCAGCCUGGCUCUGCCCCUGCUCACUAUCCCCAUGGCUUUUUCUCUCGAGAGACAGUUCCGAAGCCAGGCCUUCAACAAGCUGCCCCAGAGGACUGCCAAGCUCAACCUCCUGCUGGGACUUUUCUAUGUCUUUGGCAUUAUUCUGGCACCAGUAGGCAGUCUGCCCAAACUUUAAGGGGACCAGUAGCUUCCCCCACAACAUGUCCCCCUUUCUUAGAAUGUAUUAAGGUCAGAGCCACCGAGAAGGGAAUGUGAUUCGGCAAUGAGGGUACUAGGCAUGGAUGUGAACACCUACCUUUUUUAAAUUAUUAUGAUGUUCUUAAAGAUAAUCUGUUGUUCUUCUGUUUGUUCUUAUUUUUCCAUUUCUCUGGGGAACUU
Messenger RNA from Otolemur garnettii (small-eared galago), 1534 nucleotides. It is a transcript of the gene UBIAD1, whose product is annotated as UbiA prenyltransferase domain containing 1. Bases 315 to 1331 code for a protein of 338 amino acids. Gene Ontology annotation, cellular component: endoplasmic reticulum; Golgi membrane. The transcript has 2 exons. Lineage: Eukaryota; Metazoa; Chordata; Mammalia; Primates; Galagidae. Gene Ontology annotation, molecular function: prenyltransferase activity. Gene Ontology annotation, biological process: menaquinone biosynthetic process; vitamin K biosynthetic process. The record is from RefSeq and is a predicted model, not a curated record.